Messenger RNA from Argentina anserina (silverweed cinquefoil), 741 nucleotides. RefSeq lists its product as uncharacterized. The record is from RefSeq and is a predicted model, not a curated record. Lineage: Eukaryota; Viridiplantae; Streptophyta; Magnoliopsida; Rosales; Rosaceae. The transcript has 4 exons. The coding region runs from base 1 to 741 and encodes 246 amino acids.
AUGGUUGAAGAAUAUUUUCUAGGCUUCUUGAAGGUAGCUGACACAUUAGGUCUUGGACUGCUUAAUGAACUUCUAUCUGAAUUGAAGACUCUUGGACUUAAUGUAAGUGAUAUAAGAGGACAAGGGUAUGACAAUGGAUCCAACAUGAAAGCUUCUACAAAGAAAUGGCAGGUUUUUAAAGAGCAUGUGUCAGGUUUUACUGUGAAACCAUUAUCAGAACCUCAUUGGGAAAGUCGUGUGGAGAGUGUCAAGGCAAUAAGCAAAAUUCUGCAAAGUGAAGAUAUGCACAUUGAUACAGCCAUCAAAGAAGUGGAACGACUUCUUUCUUUUCUUCAAAGGUUCAGAGAAACAGGAUUUGAGGAGUCUUUGGUUGAAGCUAAAGAGAUUGCAAGUGAGAUGAAGAUUGAACCGGUAUUCAUGGGAAAAUGGCCAAUUCAAAAGAAAAGACAAUUUGAUGAAAGCUCUAGUGAAGAGGUGACACUAUCAGCUCGGCAAUCUUUUAAAGUCAAUUAUUUUUACUACAUAGUUGAUCAAGCUAUUUCUUCCUUCAAAACCAGAUUUGAACAGUUUAAGACAUAUGAAGAAAACUUUGGACUUUUGUUUGAUUCAGAUAAGUUAAGGUCAGCUGAUAGAGAUACACUGAAGGACUUUUGUGCUAACCUCACAGAUAUAUUAAAGCAUGGUGAGAAUUCUGAUCUUAAUGAAGAUGAUUUAUAUCAUGACUUGCAAAUGUUGUGUUAA